Leptosomus discolor (cuckoo roller) is the source of this 909-nucleotide messenger RNA. The record is from RefSeq and is a predicted model, not a curated record. Lineage: Eukaryota; Metazoa; Chordata; Aves; Leptosomiformes; Leptosomidae.
GACGCCCACCUUGGCCCAGGGACCACCAGAGCACUGGACUUUGAGCCACCCGUGGCCACCAGUGAGGGGCAGCUGCUGGCCUGGGCUCGGGACACCUAUGGGGGUAUCACGUCCUACAGCAAGCUGCGGGACCCCCGCUGGGUCCAGCUCCGCCUGGGAGAAGAUGCCAGCAGCCCCCUGGACUGCGUCCCCCAGGAGCACUUCAACGCCAUGCUGCACCUCGAGACAGAGGUUGUCUUCCACGGGGUGAAGGGCUGCUCCUGUGGGGACACCCAGAGCACCAGGGCUGCCCACAUCAUCCGCCUGCAGCCCCAGCCCAGCUUCCCCGUCACGGAGGUGAAUGUCUCCCUGAGCUGUCCCGAGAGACCCGUGAGCAAACAGAUCCUCAUCCUGCAGAGCCGGGUCAACCUCACCUGGUCCGUCUCCGUCAACAACUGCGACGUCCAGUUCCUGGUCUCUGGGAACUACAAGAUCGUGCCCAUGGUCUCGAUGCCGCUCCCUGGGGAGGUCCUGCCUGACACGGAGCAGGGCCUUAUCGCCAAAGCCUUCGAGAGGAACUGCAGUGUCAUCGCCUCCUACUCCAUCAUCCCCCCCAGCACCCACAUCAGCCUGGAGAUCCAGGAGCACGAGACGGUCAGGAGGGCGCCUGUGACACCCACCCUCCCAGCCCCCACCGCUGACUCGAUGCCCAACAUACUGCUGCUCAUGCUCCAGCCCUGGAAGUGCACAGAUGAAACCAUGGAGAUCGUCAUCGCCAGGUCCUACCUGGAGCCCAUCAAGGACGUGGUGAACAUCACCCUGAGGGACAUCAGCUGCCAGGCAGAGAAAAACGCCACACACUUCAUGCUGAAAACCUCCCUCAGCCACUGCGGCACCUCGCUGGAGGGCAGGGGCCACGCCAACAACGAG